This is a messenger RNA of Symbiodinium sp. CCMP2592, 675 nucleotides long. NCBI's taxonomy places the organism in Eukaryota, Dinophyceae, Suessiales, Symbiodiniaceae. The record is from the annotation of a GenBank genome assembly.
AUGCCGCGUGUAGACUACAACGCUAUGGACAAAGCUGAACUCGCCCGUCUCGUAGCUGUGCUUCUGGGGCAGACACCAGCCCUACGGCAACGGCUGCUGCAAGAGCCGGCCGAGGGCGACGACAAAGCCGGCCGCACCUACGUGCACGGCAACUUCACGUGUACUUACGAGGAGACAUGCUUGCCAGAAAUCUGGCCUCACUUGGAUAUCGCAAAGACGCUGACAAUGCAGCUGGAGGCUAGCCCGCCCGACCAUCUGGAGACAGAGCAUCUCGAGGUGCUGUUGGCCAGCUUGCCCUUCUUCUUCGACGAAGACGAAGCAGACGAAUGGUUCAACAUUUUCGAGAAGGUGAAAAGAUAUGUCUUCACGGCCUUGGUGGAUCCUCAACUCCACCUGCUCAGUACGCAAAUCAUUCGCAAGUUCUGGGCAAGUGGUGUCGAGACGAUUGCGGCGAAGACAAGGGAAAACUCCCUGGACAUGAUGGGAGAGACUCUCAGCAUGCUCUAUGAUGGAUCGGAGCGUGUCGAGGAGGCCUCAGUCAUUGUUUUCCUUCGAGAGAUGCGGGGUCGCGACGACGACACCCAAGCAGAGGUGGAUCGCAUGAUCGAUCAGUUCGCUGAGUCCCAUCCAGACAAGUACCAGGCAUCACAGCUGCACACAGUGUCCCAAGAGUGA